AUGAUUUCGGCGCGCAGCAAAAAAACGGGCGCGCGCGCGAAAAAGCGGCUCGGCACGUGGCAGUUUUGGCGCGCGGCGUCUUGGCUAGCCAACCGCACACUCGAGCGCCCCGCCGCCCCCUUCUUCCUCCCGCCGCCCCCUUCUUUCUCGCAUCCGGCGCGCCGCAGCCGCCGCUGCGCCCUUCUCCCUACGCCUUCUCUCCCACCAUUGACUCCCCCGCCGGCGACAUGCGGCCGCGUCGCCGGAGCAGCUCCGGCUACCGCGGCAUCCGCGUCCGCCCUUUCGGCAUGUUCUACGCAGAGAUCGGCUCGUCUUGGUCUCGGGACGUUCGAGACCGCGCACGAGGCCGCCCACGCGUACGAUGCGGUGGCGUCGCGCCUCUCGAGGCCACCCUCGCGGAUGAACUUCGACGACACGCGGACAUGCCAGCGGGCGCAGGACCUCGCGCCUCCGCCGCGUCUAGUAACCGACGUGGACCGUCAGGAACACCACAGGCGGCAACGCCGCCUCCUCAUCGCCGAGGCGAACGAGCAAGCAAUGGCGGAGUGGCGCCAGCACGACCCACAGGACGUCGCCGACGAGAACGCCUUCUGGGCGAAGAGGAGGGCAAAGCGGCGCGCGGAAUGGGCGGACAGGCACCGGUGGAAGGCACUGGCGAUAUCGCAGUGCGACUUGGGACAAGCGUCGUUCUUUGACGACAACGAUCCUCGGUGGGAAGACGCAUUUCUGUCGACGUCGGAUGACAACACCGAGGAGGACGACGACUCGAAGUAG
Molecule: messenger RNA, 774 nt
Organism: Aegilops tauschii subsp. strangulata
Lineage: Eukaryota; Viridiplantae; Streptophyta; Magnoliopsida; Poales; Poaceae
Source: RefSeq, a predicted model, not a curated record